AAUUAUGUUUAAUUUAUGUUAAGAAUGCUUACUUUGAAUUAGCCUAUAUUACUUUUUAUAUAUGAAACAAUCAACACAAAUGGUGCAUUAUUAAUGCAUUUCUACUUACUCUUUCUCUUCUAAUACACAUAUGGGGCUCAGAAUCAAGGAGCCAUAAAUCAUAUGCAACAUGACACACACCAAUAAAAACAUGUUUCAAACAAAAAACACGACAAUUUUCAUUGUAAUCAUUGUGGUUACACUGUCACUACAAACCUCAGAAGCUGAAGAUUACACAGUAGGAGGAGACACCGUAGGUUGGACCAGUUUUCCACCUGGUGGUUCUUCCUUCUAUUCCAAAUGGGCUGCAAAUUUUACAUUCAAUUUGAACGACAAUCUAGUGUUCAACUAUGAAUCUGGAAGCCACAGUAUUGUUAUACUAAACAAAGCUAACUAUGAAAAGUGUAAUGUAAAUGAUGAUAUUCAAACCUUUAACAAAGGACCAACAAAAAUAACCUUGGAUCGAACCGGUGAUUUCUACUUUAGCUGUAGUUUAUCAGGUCAUUGCAGCAGUGGCCAAAAGCUAAGUGUUAAAGUCACAGACAAUGCUUCUUCUGAUAUUUCACCGGCUGAAGCUCCACCAUCACUAAGUACUGGACCAGGUUCUACUGCUAUUGCUACUCCACCACAGAGUUCAGCUUCAGCAACACCUAUGGCUGCUACCUUCACUCUUCUCCUCAUUACUAUUGUCUUCAACUUUUUCUCAAUUUUAAAUGCAUGUUUUGAUUCGCGACGAGAUUGACAGAAUCACAGUGAACCAUGGUGGUUUCUGGAGAAGCUAACACCUUAAGCUUUUCAACAAAAAUAUCGUGUUUGGUAUGAAUAUGAUAUGAAUAAACAAUAUUAUUAUUAUAUUAUAGGCUAAUGAAUACAUUAGCUUUUUACUAAAGUCUUAUCUUUCUACUAAUGAAAAACUUAAAUUGAAUUUGCAUUUAACAAUUGGUUUUUAGCUGUAUGAUAGAACAUAUGAACAUGGCAUGUUCACAUGUUAUUUUGACUUUCAAACAGCUAAAUUACAUUGUAACAAUAUACAAAAAUAUGAAUGUGACUUGAUGUAUAUAUCAAUAGAAAUAAUAAAGCUAUAGUAGAAUAUAAUUAAGUGGCAGUAAUUAACUUUAUAAAAUGAAGUCAACUAUUUGAUGCUUAGCCUCCACUCUCCUACAAAUUGGACUUCUCAAGACAUGCUCAAAGUGAAAUACAGGACAUCAUGAUAAUUAAUCAUUUUUAAAUAAUACAACUAGGAGUUUUUUUUUAAAUUCAAUUAUGCUAGACUUGGUGAAAAUUAACACUAAGAUUAAAUCAGAUUUGGACGUGCUAUGCUCUCCUUC
Molecule: messenger RNA, 1367 nt
Organism: Vicia villosa (hairy vetch)
Lineage: Eukaryota; Viridiplantae; Streptophyta; Magnoliopsida; Fabales; Fabaceae
Product: early nodulin-like protein 14
Exons: 2
Coding region: 170-781 (203 amino acids)
Cellular component (GO): plasma membrane
Molecular function (GO): electron transfer activity
Source: RefSeq, a predicted model, not a curated record